AUGACUCUUAUUAAAUCUAUUUCAAUGAUUGGUGGUGGUAAUUCAUUAGAGAGUGUCUCAAACUCUAUGAUAAAUGGAUCCAAUGGUAGAUCAUCGAUUGAUUCAGACAAUCAAGACCAAUGUUUUGGAUGGGGUAGAAGAAGAAGAACAACCAACAUUAUCUUUGGUGAUGUCAAUGUAUUCGGAGGUGGUUGCGGAUUCGGAUGUGGUUGUGGUUGUGGAUGUGGAUGUGGAUGUGGUGGUUUCGGAGGUUCUAUCUUAAGAAAGAAGAAGGUUGCUUUAAUAGAAGAGAUGUCGGAUGAACCAAUCAAUUCAAAGACGACUGCUAGGUCGCUACACAAGUCGUCGAGACAUCUCGAUAAGAAUACAUCGAAAGGCAAAUAUAAGAAACAAGAAGCUGCUGAAUAUAGAAAGAAGAAACAGUUAGAGAAUGAGCGUGAACAAGACCCAGAGUAUCAGGCACAACAGUUGGAAAAGGAGGAAUCAGAUGGUUCUAAUACAACAACCAGUUCUAGUGCUGGGGGUAGAUCGAAAUACAGUAAGCGAUUACUAGUUAAACAAUCAACACAAUCAAUAGAUGAUCUUAAUGAUCUCUAUGAUAAAUCGAAUAACUAUUUAGAUAUGCAAGAGUUAUUAGAUUCAACAUUUGACUUUAUACCAAAAAAUGAUGAUGAUGAUUCAUUAGAUGUAAAUAACAAUAAUACUAUCGAUAAGAAACAAAGACAAUUACAACAACAAAUUCAACAACAGAGUGAGAUCAACCUAACAGAGAUUGAAAGAUUGUUACUCUCUUUCUCAAUACCAGAACGAUUAAAUAUUGAUAGUAAAUAUUUUAAUGAUGUAAAUAUAGAUAAACCAUCGAAUCCAAUUGUAUCAUUAUCAAGGAAAUCGAAUAGACACUUAAAACAACAACAACAGCAAAACACUAAAAAUAACACAGACAAUGAAAAUGACAACGAAAUUAAUAAUAAUAAUAAUAAUGAUGAUGUUACUAUCUCCAUUUUAAAGUCUACAAAACCAUUAUCAUCGUCGGAACCUACAGUAGUAAAACAAGAGGGUAAAGAAGAUGAAGCAGAACAAGAACAAGACGAAACCAAUGGAGAUAAUGAGGAGAACGAAACAGAUCAAUCAAAUAAUGAAAAUGUAUUAAAAUCAAAUCAACAACAACAGCAACAAACCAAUCAAAAUCAAUCAUUAGAAGACUGGUUAGAUACUAUAAUAUAA
Heterostelium album PN500 is the source of this 1224-nucleotide messenger RNA. RefSeq lists its product as uncharacterized. The transcript is spliced from 6 exons. The coding region runs from base 1 to 1224 and encodes 407 amino acids. The record is from RefSeq and is a predicted model, not a curated record. NCBI's taxonomy places the organism in Eukaryota, Evosea, Eumycetozoa, Acytosteliales, Acytosteliaceae.